Centruroides sculpturatus (bark scorpion) is the source of this 1062-nucleotide messenger RNA. Its product is annotated as general transcription factor II-I repeat domain-containing protein 2-like. Lineage: Eukaryota; Metazoa; Arthropoda; Arachnida; Scorpiones; Buthidae. The coding region runs from base 1 to 1062 and encodes 353 amino acids. The record is from RefSeq and is a predicted model, not a curated record. The transcript has 2 exons.
AUGGCGUCAACUAGUAAAGAUAUUGGACCAAAGAAGAGAAGAAUCACAGAAGAAUUAAGAAGUUUUCAAGAUAUGUGGACUAUAAACUAUUUGUUCGUGGAAAUUAAAAGAAAUUCCAUAUUCUUGAUAUGCAACGAAUCUGUUUCUGUUUUGAAAGACUAUAAAAUCAAACGGCACUACGAGACUAAACAUGCAAAUAAAGCGGGUUCAGAGGCAACAUGGUAUGUAAAAGCUAGUUAUGCAGUAGCCAUGAUACUAGCAAAAAAAUCGAAGCCAUAUUCAGAUGGUGGAAUGGUUAAGGAAUGUUUGGAGAGCGUCGCUGAAAUUCUGUGUCCAGAAAAGAAGAAGGAUUUCUCAAAAAUAAGUCUGUCUCGUCAAACUAUUACUAGGCGUGUGGAUGACAUUGGAAAGCAUAUUGAAGAUAAUUUGAAAAGUGGAGCAUCCGAGUUUAUAUUUUAUGCUCUAGCAUUGGAUGAAAGCACAGAUAUAGCAGAUAUUGCCCAAUUGGCAAUUUUUAUCAGGGGUGUUGAUAUCCAUUUUAAAAAGACAGAAGAAUUAGCGGCACUGUAUCCACUUAAGGACACUACUAAGUCACGAGAUUUGUUAGAGACAGUUACAUCGACAUUGAAUCGUUUUUCGUUACAAGUUAACAACUUAUCGGGCUUAACAACGGAUGGUGCUCCAGCAAUGGUUGGGAAACACGAAGGUUUAGUAAAAUUGAUUGAAAAUGAGGCCUCCAAAGUCGGUAAUACUUCAAUGCUAAAUUUUCAUUGCAUUGUUCAUCAAGAGAAUUUAUGUUCGAAUUCCCUUAAAAUGGACCAUGUCAUGAAAGUGGUUUUCAAAAUAGCGAACUUUAUCAAGUCGAACGGGUUGAAUCACCGUCAGUUCCAAGAAUUUCUAAAGUUAUUGGACUCAGAUUAUAGUAACGUUACAUUUUAUGCGGAAGUAAGAUGGCUGACCUGUGCCAAAAUGUUAAAAAGAGUGUUUGAUUUGCAGCAAGAAAUAAAAUCAUUUUUUGCAAGCAAGCCAAAUAGUAUCCCAGAGUUUGAAGACAAAGAGUGA